Aspergillus heteromorphus CBS 117.55 is the source of this 1629-nucleotide messenger RNA. RefSeq lists its product as uncharacterized. NCBI's taxonomy places the organism in Eukaryota, Fungi, Ascomycota, Eurotiomycetes, Eurotiales, Aspergillaceae. The coding region runs from base 169 to 1629 and encodes 486 amino acids. The transcript has 3 exons. The record is from RefSeq and is a predicted model, not a curated record.
GAAUGCCCCAGCAUCGGGAUCACCAAAGGCCUCCUAGUGGGAUAGUUAGUAUCUCCCAGUGGAAAGACAAGGGUGGAGUCUAGUCCCCAUCCAGACUAGCGCGUCAUCACGGUGCUCGCCGCCUGAGGCAGACGCGAUGAUAUCACGGGCGGAAAGCAAAGCAAAGUGAUGCAUCAACUCGUCCUUGUCGUCGCACCUCCCGAACAAUGCUCAAUAAUGGCCCCCGUAGCGACCCCCUUUCGCGCCCGUCGCAGCGCCGGCCCGCAAUUCGCGUCCACCCCCCGGUUCUUCCUCUCGCAGACUCCCGCCUCGCAGUCGCAACAGACACCCCGCGAUGUCGAGGUGGAUGACUUCCCCGACGCCACCCCCGUGCCCGCAGGCCGCACCUUCAAACGCGGCAGAGAGGUCGCUCCAACCCCCCGCCAGAGGGACCUGAUCGAAGACUCGGACGACGAGCCGGACGAUGAUGAUUCGCCAAUCCGCCCCGCGAAGCGUCCAAGUCUCUCGCCCAGUCCGCGCAGCUCCCCCGAAGUACAAGGCGCUUUGGAUGCCGAGUUCGAGGACCUGUUCGGGUCGAUUUCGGAUCGUAAGAGACGACGCGUCGCGAAUACCACCACCAACUAUGACAAGAACAACAAUGGAUCCCCAUCUAUAAUACCCCGAAGAAGACCCGCCGAUCUCAUCGUGACAUCCUCCCCGGAUCCUCCAUCUCCAUCUUCAGCUCCAACAGCACCACCCAACCCCCCAUCAUCAUCAUCAUCAUCAUCAUCAGACAACCCUUCCACUCCAGCACAAGCACAAGCACAAGCACAAGCACAAGCACAAGCACAAGCAUCACACCAAAACCCCAUCUUCCUCAAACCCGCCCCAGAAACCCCCCAUCCCUCCACCCCAGCCAGCGCACGACCAUCCUCCCUCCAUCCCCAUCCCCACCCCCGCCGCUUCCUCCUCUCCCAACCCCCCAGCAACACCCAACCCAGCAGCACCCCAAAAACCACCCCCGCAUUCGUCCUCCCCCGCUCCCCCUCCCCACCCCACGAACAGCCCGACGAUCCAUCCAUCCCAGCCCCCUUCUCCUUCUCUCCCUCCUCCCGCGCCCUUCGUCGGGGGCGCCACCGCUCAGCGCAUAACAACUAUGUUCCUGGGGGGAUGGCGGCGACGGUGCGCAGUUGGGUUUUGGAGAUGGGGAUGAAGAGGGAGAGGGAGAGGGAGAGGGAGAGGGGCUUAGAUGGGAAGUAUGGGAAGGAUGUUGAUGUUGAGGAGGGUGAUCAGGGGAUGAAGGAGAAUGCGAAUGCGAAUGCGAAUGCGAAUGCGAAUAUGAAUGUGAAUCUGCUUUUAAUGGGGGGCCCCAUGGGGAGGGUGAAUGGUCUCGCGCCGGAGGAGGGAGGGAUGGAGUUGAAGGUUGGGGAUGUGGUGGGUGUUUAUCGGGGGUUGGCGUGGGAGGUGAAUCUAGGAGGGGAUGAGAAUCAGAAUCAGGAUGGGGAUGGGGAUGGGAGUGAUAGAGUAGGGACCGAUACAGUGAAGAGUAGGAGGAUAUCGCAGCCAGACCGCGAAUACAUGCACAGUCUGGGGAAGUGGCGGGUCGGGAUGGAGUGGGAGGUCAUCCGGUCCAGGACAUACAUAACAUGA